This is a messenger RNA of Corylus avellana, 2272 nucleotides long. NCBI's taxonomy places the organism in Eukaryota, Viridiplantae, Streptophyta, Magnoliopsida, Fagales, Betulaceae. The record is from RefSeq and is a predicted model, not a curated record.
AUCAACAAGAAUAAGAAUAUGAAUAUGCCUAAUUUUAUUAAUCCAAAAGCAACCCAACUAUUCCUUUUACCCACCUGAUCUCCAAAUCCCACACUUGUUCAUCUUCGUCAACCGAAAGAAAUCUGAAUAUGAAUCCUCUCGCACCCUUCCUUCUCUUCCUGAUCUUCUCUCUCUUUGACCCAUCAACCCCAUCCCAGGUUUCCCUCUCUGUAACACCCACCACUCUCGCAAGAUCCGGAGAUCCGAUACUCAUCCAAUGGUCCGGCAUCGCCUCGCCCUCCGAGCUCGACUGGCUCGGCAUCUACUCGCCCCCGGACUCUCCCCACGAUCUCUUCAUCGGCUACACUUUCCUGUCGUCUUCCACCACGUGGCGCUCCGGGUCGGGCUCCAUUUCUCUCCCUCUAGUCAACCUCCGAUCCAACUACUCCUUCCGGAUCUUCCACUGGGCCAAGUCUGAGGUCGACCGGAAACGCCACGACCACGAUCACAACCCCCUGCCCGGGACGGCCCACUUGCUCGCCGAAUCCAAGGGGGUCGGGUUCGCGUCGGGCAGUCGGCCGGAGCAGAUCCACCUGGCGUUCACGGACAACGAGGACGAGAUUCGGGUGAUGUUCGUGACGGGGCGUGGCGGUGACGGGCAGUCCGUGAGGUACGGGGAGAGAAAAGAUCGGCUUGAUGGCGUGGCGGAAGCACGUGUGGGGAGGUACGAGUUGGAGCACAUGUGCGAGUCCCCGGCCAAUGCGAGCGUAGGGUGGAGAGACCCUGGAUGGAUCCAUGAUGGGGUAAUCAGAAAGUUGAAGAAAGGAGUCAGGUAUUAUUACCAGGUCGGAAGUGACACCGGAGGAUGGAGUGCAAUCCACAGCUUUGUGUCGCGGAAUGAGGACUCUGAUGAAACAAUAGCUUUCUUGUUCGGCGAUAUGGGAACGGCGACACCAUACUCCACGUUUCUCCGUACGCAAGAGGAAAGCAUAGCGACCAUGAAAUGGAUCCUCCGUGACAUUGAAGCCCUGGGUGACAAGCCCGCAUUUGUCUCACACAUCGGGGACAUCAGCUAUGCAAGAGGAUAUGCGUGGCUGUGGGAUCAAUUUUUCACUCAGAUUGAACCUGUUGCGUCCAAAGUAGCAUACCAUGUGUGCAUUGGCAAUCAUGAGUACGACUGGCCUUCACAGCCAUGGAGGCCUGAUUGGUCUCAGGGGAUUUAUGGAACAGAUGGGGGUGGUGAAUGCGGAGUACCCUACAGCCUGAAGUUCCACAUGCCUGGAAAUUCUUCAGAGCUAACCGGAGCCCGAGCCCCUCCUACGAGGAACCUUUACUACUCAUUUGAUAUGGGGGCAGUACAUUUUGUGUACAUAUCUACAGAGACCAAUUUCCUUCCGGGGAGCAGCCAAUAUAACUUCAUAAAGCAUGAUUUGCAGUCGGUUGAUCGAAAAAAGACUCCUUUUGUGGUAGUCCAAGGGCACCGGCCCAUGUACACUACAAGUCAUGAAUACAGAGAUGCCCCAUUGAGGGAGAGGAUGCUCCAGCACUUGGAACCCUUGUUUGUGAAAAACAAGGUGACCCUUGCAUUGUGGGGUCAUGUCCAUAGAUACGAGAGGUUUUGUCCAGUGAAUAACUUUACCUGUGGAGGCAUGGGGCUGAAUGGGGAGAACUGGGAGGCAUUUCCAGUCCAUAUUGUGAUUGGGAUGGCAGGACAAGACUGGCAACCCAUCUGGGAACCUAGAGCUGACCACCCAAAUGAUCCAAUCUUCCCACAACCAAACCGCUCUUUGUACCGCGGCGGUGAGUUUGGGUAUACUAGAUUGGUUGCCACAAAGGAGAAGCUUACGCUUUCUUAUGUUGGGAACCAUGAUGGGGAGGUGCAUGAUAUGGUGGAGAUUCUUGCAUCCGGACAAGUUCUCAGCGGCGGCGGUGCUGCCGCUGGUGCCAUUGAUGGCGCUGCUGAUGGUGCUCCAGUUCAGUCCACAUUCUCACUUUAUGUCAAGGGAGCGAGCGUGUUGGUGCUUGGGGCUUUUGUAGGCUAUGUUCUUGGUUUCGUUUCACGUGCCAGGAAAGAGGCUGCCUUGAGAAAUAGCUGGACUCCCGUGAAGGCCGCCGAUGAUGUCUGAGCUCUAGAUAGUAUUGUAAAUUUGUAAUAUGUCUCCUGUAUUUCAAUGUGUUCGCAAUUAGCCAUCGAGGCUAUAAGCUUAUAAUUUCGUACGACCUUCAAAAAAAUACUUGUAUAACUUUUAAGUCUUUGUAAAUAUGCAAUUUUCGGCACAUAUUUAUAUGAUGA